CCUGUGGCCUGGGAGUCAGACUAGAGGAGCCUCCUCCCCAGCAGGUAGCUCACAGCUGCAACUGGGUCAUGCCUUCUCACAAGUGGGCCAUGGCGAAGACAUGGCUGCUGCUUCUCCUGGGCCUCAGGAGUCAGGCUCUACCUGCAGGCAUCGCUGGCACCCCGUUCCCUUCUCUGGCUCCACCCAUCACACUGCUGGUGGAUGGAAGGCGGCAGAUUCUGGUGGUUUGCCUGGUCCUCGAUGCGGCACCCCCUGGCCUUGACAACCCUGUCUGGUUCUCAGCUGGCAAUGGCAGUGCACUAGACGCCUUCACCUACGGGCCCUCUCCAGCACCAGACGGCACCUGGACUAGCCUGGCCCAGCUUUCCUUGCCCUCUGAAGAGCUGGAAGCCUGGGAACCCUUGGUCUGCCACACCGGGCCUGGGGCUGGGGGCCAGAACCGGAGUACACCCCCCCUCCAGCUGUCAGGGGAAGCUUCCACAGACAGGACCUGCUCUCAGGAACCUCUCAGGGAGACACAGCGUCAGGUCCUGCGGUUGAGCAUUCUGCGUCUGCUCCUCUUCAAACUGCUUCUGCUGGAUGUAUUCCUGACCUGCAGCCGCCUCUGUGUGCUGGCGGGCCAGCACCUACGGCCACCGCCCUCAUGCAAGUCCCUGCCCCCCACCCACAGAAUCUGGACAUAGUAAUGAGUCUUUGAGCUUAGAUCUUACCCACUCCCCUGAGUUCAGGGUGGUGAUGCCAGACACUACUGCUCCCUGGGGCAGGAAACGAAAAGCCCUGGCUGUG
This is a messenger RNA of Grammomys surdaster, 786 nucleotides long. RefSeq names its product pre T cell antigen receptor alpha (gene Ptcra). The record is from RefSeq and is a predicted model, not a curated record. Lineage: Eukaryota; Metazoa; Chordata; Mammalia; Rodentia; Muridae. Gene Ontology annotation, biological process: negative regulation of thymocyte apoptotic process. Bases 69 to 683 code for a protein of 204 amino acids. The transcript has 4 exons.